AUGCCUCGUGUAGCCAAAGCGACUGGGAAAAAUAGACACGACCCCCUGCAUGUCCAGCUCGGAGAGGAUCAGCUGCAUGAAAAAUAUGGCCGCAUAUCACGGCCUGGGAAGCGGACAAAGUCGAAGGCGAAGGGGGACGACGGAGAGGAAGGAGGGGAUGUUAUACUAGAUCCGAAGACGUCCAGACGUAUCUUUGAGCUUGCGCGAGUGCAGCAAGAAGAGCUGGGCGUAGACGAGGACGAGGACGAUGAGGAUGGGCCUGAGCCUGAUUUCUCGGUACCCCGGACGCAGGACAUGGAUGAAGACGAUGAGGAUGUCAUGGAUAAAUUCGAAGACGAAAAUGCCGGGUCAGACAUAGAAGAAAUCGAAGUGGAUGAGAGUGACCUGAAAACUCUUGAUGCAUUGCUUCCUGCAGAUGCUGCGGAACGGCGGACACUCGCAGAUAUCAUCUUUGCCCGGUUGGCGGACGCAGAGGCUGGGGUGAAGCCCACGCCUCGCCGGUCUGGACGAGAUCCUGCAAAAGGCCCUGACCCCGCUGCAGGUCUCAACCCAAAAGUGGUCGAGGUGUACACAAAAGUGGGCCUCAUACUGUCACGCUACAAGUCCGGCCCCCUCCCCAAGCCAUUCAAAGUGAUCCCUUCCCUCCCCGAAUGGGCGCGCAUCCUCGCGCUCACCCGCCCCGAGAGCUGGUCACCUCAGGCGUGCCACGCCGCGACGCGCAUCUUCAUCUCACAGCUGAAGCCCCCGCAGGCGCGCGUAUUCCUUGAGGGCGUGCUGCUCGACGCGAUCCGCGAGGACAUCCGGCUGACCAAGGAGGGCGCGCGGAAGCACAAGAUGAGCCGCAAGCUAAACGUGCACUACUAUGAGAGCCUCAAACGAGCGUUGUACAAGCCCACUGCGUUCUUCAAGGGAAUAAUCUUCCCUCUGCUGGACAACGGCUGCACUUUGCAAGAAGCCGCGAUUGUCGCUUCCAUUCUCGCGAAGGUGAAAGUGCCCGUGCUACCAUCCUCUGCCGCCCUCAUUCGGCUAGCAGAUAUGGAAUACUCAGGCCCGAACUCCCUCUUCAUCCGCGUCCUCCUCGACAAGAAGCACACGCUGCCCUACAAAGUGAUCGACGCGCUCGUCUUCCACUUCAUCCGGCUCUCGAACACGUACAAGGCGCGCUCUGCCGGCGAGGCAGAGAAGCUGCCCGUGCUCUGGCACCAGAGUCUUCUCGUCCUUUGCCAGAGGUACGCGUCGGACCUCACGCCAGACCAGAAGGAUGCACUACUCGAUGUCGUCCGCGCGAACCCACACCCGCAGAUCAGCCCCGAAGUGAGGCGGGAACUGAUCAACGCUGUCUGCCGAGGACAGCCGCGCCCUGAUGGCGAUAGCGAUGUGGAAAUGAGCUGA
Sparassis crispa is the source of this 1392-nucleotide messenger RNA. RefSeq lists its product as uncharacterized. Gene Ontology annotation, cellular component: cytoplasm; nucleolus; preribosome, small subunit precursor. The transcript is spliced from 8 exons. Gene Ontology annotation, molecular function: snoRNA binding. Lineage: Eukaryota; Fungi; Basidiomycota; Agaricomycetes; Polyporales; Sparassidaceae. The record is from RefSeq and is a predicted model, not a curated record. Gene Ontology annotation, biological process: rRNA processing. The coding region runs from base 1 to 1392 and encodes 463 amino acids.